AUGAAAUUACAAUCAAUUAAUAACAACAUCAGCAUUAAGAAGCAAAACAAAAAUCAAAAUUAUCUUGAUCCAAUCUUCCGUGAAGUUUUGAAACCUAUGAUUGUGAAAUUAACAGCCAAACAACUUUUACGUCGUUGCUUACGCGAAAUUACUCAAAAUUCAAAUGAAUCGUUGAAUUCGGUUGUUUGGAGUAUAUUAACUCAAUCGAAAAAUCAUGGAUUUCGUGCUGUACGUGGUUCUGCUGCUCUAGUAGCAAUGUAUUUUAAUUCAGGCAGCAACAUUUUAUUCGAUUAUUUUAAGCAAUAUGGAAUAAAAAUUAGUGAAACAUUAUUCAAACAUUUAUUCGAAAUGGAUAAAAAAAGAGCUAUUAAUUCUAAAACUAACGAUAAACAACGACAAAAUCGAAUAAAGAAAAACACUUUUGAUCGACAAAAUUCAAUCGAAGCCACAUCAGAUGUAGUCGACUACAAUCCAGGUGGUUUUAAUUACUGA
Messenger RNA from Rotaria sp. Silwood2, 492 nucleotides. The record is from the annotation of a GenBank genome assembly. Lineage: Eukaryota; Metazoa; Rotifera; Eurotatoria; Philodinida; Philodinidae.